Molecule: messenger RNA, 492 nt
Organism: Miscanthus lutarioriparius
Lineage: Eukaryota; Viridiplantae; Streptophyta; Magnoliopsida; Poales; Poaceae
Source: the annotation of a GenBank genome assembly
AUGGGGUACGACGUGCCAGAUUGCCAAGCGCUGGGACGAUCCGGCGGCGGCGACGCGAAGCGCAUGACGUGCGUCUACGCCGUGGGCUGUGGGGACGGCUCUACGACGGUGGGAGACUUCAUCAAGGAGAUGAUGACCUUCGCGGGCGGCGUCCAGGUUCCACACCUGUCGAUCGGCUGUGGCGAUGAUAAUAAGGGCCUGUUCGGGGCGCCGGGCGCGGGGAUCCUAGGCCUCGAUCGUGGCCAAAUAUCGUGCCCGAGCCAGAUUGCUGCUCUCGGCUACAACACCACGAGCUUCUCCUAUUGUCUCCUUGACGUCUUGUCAAGCCCCGGCUCCCACUCCUCCACCCUCACCUUCGGUGGCGACACCGUGGAGACCUCCCCGCCAGCGUCCUUCACCCCCCACGGUAUGGAACCCGAACAUGGACACAUUCUACUAUGUGUGGCUUAUCGGCGCCAGCGUGGGUGGCACGCGCGUGCCGGGUGUGACUGA